AUGUACACUCCGAAUACGAAAUGGACAUGGGCUUUCAUGCUCAUUGUCCUGGUGCAGGCGCUGGUGAGCCUGGCAAUCGAGGCAUAUGUGUUUGGCGAGUUCCAGGCGAGCUUAGGGCCUGAUCCAGAGGGACGCCGCGGCGACGACGAUGAGAAUGGCACWUCACCAACAACCACAAUCCCAACGUAUCUGGCGCUGUUCAUUUUCGGGUUCAUCUACGAGCUAAUUCUGGCAUGGGAUGCACUGCGCUUGAAAAACACCAUUCAGGUCAUUGGAAUCUGCAUAUACAACCUGGGCAUGCUUAUAUACUCUUCCGUACAGAUGGACCAGGUUGAUACAGCCAUUCAAGAUCUGCUUGGAGAGGGCCAGAUUGAGCGCGACACCUGGAGUCAGCUGCGGCCUUUCCUCAUCGCCGCACCGUGCGUGAUUGCCUUGGGGACCGUUCUGUUGGGAUGGGUGGCUUACAAGCUCUACAAUGAGUUCGCCUGGACCAUUUACAAGCACAUCUCGGCAGACUUGAGAUUAAAGCGGCGCUACCUCACAUAUCAGAUUUACAUCGCCCUUCUCAAGUUCGACUUCUUCUUCUUCCUUGGCUUCACCAUACAAUUCGUGGUCGUCGUCGUCAGCCACGACGGGCYCGAGUUCUACCUCACCAUUGCGGCUAUCCCCGUCACGAUCAUCAUUCUCUUCCUCGCAGCCUACAUAUGUCGAGCCGAGUCGAAGGUGGGACAGGCUGGAAUCAUUGUCAUCUACUUCGCAGCCAUGGCCUAUUUCAGCUUCAAACUCGUCAGAAUGUACACUCCUCCCAGGAUGAAGGACUACGCAGCAGCGAGAAGUUCCCUCACGACCUUCGCCGUUCUGACAUUGCUCCUGCUCGUGGUAACAAUUGCAGCCGCAGUCAUGUGCAUGAUCAACUUUGGCAAAGGAUUGAAACCUCAUGUGCAGCGAAGAAAGGUGGUCAAUUCCGGCGAGGUGCCUGGGUACGAGGGAGGUGUCGCCGGGAAAUGGGCGGACGGCGCACAGGGCUUCAAUGGGCCUCCGCAUCCACUUGGACAGGUUCCGCAGAGAAUGACUAUCGACUGA
This is a messenger RNA of Ramularia collo-cygni, 1083 nucleotides long. RefSeq lists its product as uncharacterized. Gene Ontology annotation, cellular component: Golgi apparatus. The record is from RefSeq and is a predicted model, not a curated record. The transcript is spliced from 2 exons. NCBI's taxonomy places the organism in Eukaryota, Fungi, Ascomycota, Dothideomycetes, Mycosphaerellales, Mycosphaerellaceae. Bases 1 to 1083 code for a protein of 360 amino acids.